Messenger RNA from Sceloporus undulatus (fence lizard), 360 nucleotides. Its product is annotated as proteasome assembly chaperone 3-like. The coding region runs from base 1 to 360 and encodes 119 amino acids. NCBI's taxonomy places the organism in Eukaryota, Metazoa, Chordata, Lepidosauria, Squamata, Phrynosomatidae. The record is from RefSeq and is a predicted model, not a curated record. Gene Ontology annotation, biological process: proteasome assembly. The transcript has a single exon.
AUGGCUGCCAAGUCCAUCCUGGCUUUGAAGCAGGCUGAAGAGGUGAUCCGGGGCAUCCUGAUGCAGGUGGUGUACACUGAUUUUGGGAACAUGAUCCUGGUGGUGGUGACCCAGUAUGGCAAGAUGGGGACCUUCGUCUCCGUCGAGCCCAACAUGGUGGUGGACAACGUCAGCAGCCCUUUGCUCACCACCAAAGUACUCCUUGGCAAAGAUGAGCCUCUCGUGCACAUUUGUGCCAAACAUCUCAUGACCUCGGUGUCUCAAGAAGCCAGGAAUAAGCCCGUUCUCUUAGCCAUGGUUUUGAAGGAUAAAAGCAUGGAGGGGGUCUGGAUGCUCCAGGAGAUGAUCCGUCAAUGCUGA